Pygocentrus nattereri (red-bellied piranha) is the source of this 646-nucleotide messenger RNA. RefSeq names its product GGL domain-containing protein. Gene Ontology annotation, cellular component: heterotrimeric G-protein complex. The transcript is spliced from 2 exons. The coding region runs from base 194 to 415 and encodes 73 amino acids. The record is from RefSeq and is a predicted model, not a curated record. Gene Ontology annotation, molecular function: G-protein beta-subunit binding. Gene Ontology annotation, biological process: G protein-coupled receptor signaling pathway. NCBI's taxonomy places the organism in Eukaryota, Metazoa, Chordata, Actinopteri, Characiformes, Serrasalmidae.
AGCUCUUUCAUACAACCCAUAUCUGAACUCAACUCCCUUCUGACCUAUAACUUUACGCAAGCUGUCCAGGAGAAGCACCUAAGUCAUUAUCACAGCAUCAAUAAAAAGAGGAGCACUCAGUAGUGUCCAGACGAUCCCAGGGACUCAGUGGUCAGCGAGAGGAUUAUGACAGUCUGAAGGCCGUGACUCAGGGAUGGAGGCUGGAAAGGUGUACAGCAGUAACACUGUGCUCCAGGCCAGAAAAGCCGUAGAGCAGCUGAGACUGGAGGCCGGACUGGAGAGGAUCAAGAUUUCAGCUGCAGCUGCUCAGCUCGUGCAGUACUGUCAGGAGAACCGGAGGGGAGAUCCACUGCUGACCGGCAUCGCCGCCUCAUCAAACCCUUUCAAAGACAAGAAAACCUGUGUACUGCUGUAAAAGAGGAAAGGACAUGAAACAAUGUGAUACAAAUGAUGCAAGCACCACAGAGAUGGUUGUAAUCACCAUAUACCUUCAGUAUUGUACAUAUCCUUGAGUGAUUUUAAAAGCAUUACUCCGUCAGUAUUACCUGUGCUCGUAAAUGUCCUGUGUAAUGGAUUUCACAUCAUUAUAACCCAUUUAUGCCCAACAGCUAAACUAAUGAAUAAAAUGUAAAAGAACUUGUAUAAA